UAGCUAAGAAGGUUUUUCAUGUUCUAAAAACUGAUUUUGAAAACUUUGAAUUGGAGUUCUCGGAGACAAGACGGAGAUCAAGUAGGAGGCCUCAGGGAGAAGCCAAGGGUUUGAAUUUUAACUCGAGUCCUAGGUUCGCUACAAAUGUCAAAUCCAGGUGUAUGACUACUGAUGUUUCGUCAAAAGGCACACGACGUUCUUUAAAUGGUCCAUCAAAUCUAAGGAGAAAUAUCCAAGGAAAACCUGGGUUCUCUUGUACUCGUGUUGACACUAGAGAACAUGAUUUUCCCGCUGGUGCUAAAGACGGUAGAAGAUCUAAUUUUGUUGAAGUGGAUCGGCGUUGCACAUAUAAACCAUGGUUAUCCUUCCACAAUGAAAAUGAUUCUAUUUUUUCAACAAUUCAUAGUGCCCCACAACCAUUGUCUCCUGUGAAUCAAUGUGAUAUUAGCUACAGGGAAAGUUUGAUCUUGUUUGCUAAAGGUUUAGGACCAACAGCCCAAAUGGUUGCGAACCGAAAGUUACAAGGAUGCUUGAAAGAUGAUCCCAAUUUUCAAACUCCAGCUUCAAACUCUUUCAUACAAGUUGCUACAGGUCAAGUUCCUGCUGCAUUUGCCUCUGCUCAUAAUGGUCCUAGUACUCUGGAUACAUUAACCCCAAAUACGUCUUGGGACUUAUUUGAUCCCCUUCCUGGGUGUUGUUCAGCCCUUAAAACAACAACUACUGACAUAAUUGAUUUGACUGACGCUGAUGACGGAGAAAAGGCUCAUACGAGUGAUAGGAUGGGUGAUCGUAGUGGUUUGGGGGGGAAAAUUGUGACCAACCGCGAACGUGAUGGGAAGAAGACUUUUAGUAUUAGUGACAGAGACAAGGUUCUCGAGAAACAAAUCAGCAACACUCAUCUGGGAUUGAGUUCUUCUACUUCUGCAGCUGAAGUUUUGAAUUCCUGCAAGUCUGUGGCUGCAACAGUGGACUCGAGAAAAACAGAUAGUCAAGUGCAGCCAUCAAAUUUAGCUUCAGAGAAUUCUUGCUCAAACAAGUUUGAAUUCAAGUUGAGAAACAGUAACAGUUCAACACCAUCAUCUUCAUGGAUCUGGCAUACCGGUGGGGUCUCAAGUUUGAAUCUGUCCGAUGGCACCAUGGCAGCUGCAGUGGGACCAAAAGGUGAGAAGAGUAGCUCCUCCCUGCAGGAAGGGGGCCACACUGUGGAAUCAAAUGGAGUCGUGCCAUUAGUCUCUCCGUUUGCUUUUGAUCUACCAUUCUUGAAAGCACGGCUUAACCAAUUCCAGCAAGUUUCUGUUAAUGAGGGACCAAUUCCAUCAUCAUCAUCAUCCUUGAGCCAAGUAAGCAACAGGCAAAGGACUUUUGGGCAUACCCACCAAGCAGAACUGACCAUUCAAUCUUCUCAGUUGGCUAUGGCUAUUAAUAAUCAACAAUAUUCAGUACCAUCUGACACUCCGGAUACUAAUUUGGCUUUACAGCUGCAGCUUUAA
Molecule: messenger RNA, 1490 nt
Organism: Camellia sinensis
Lineage: Eukaryota; Viridiplantae; Streptophyta; Magnoliopsida; Ericales; Theaceae
Source: RefSeq, a predicted model, not a curated record